Messenger RNA from Erigeron canadensis, 855 nucleotides. Its product is annotated as glycine-rich cell wall structural protein-like. The record is from RefSeq and is a predicted model, not a curated record. Bases 1 to 855 code for a protein of 284 amino acids. NCBI's taxonomy places the organism in Eukaryota, Viridiplantae, Streptophyta, Magnoliopsida, Asterales, Asteraceae. The transcript is spliced from 2 exons.
AUGGUAAAAGGUUCCCUUGUGUUGGUUGUGGUUUUACUUUCUAUUAUCAGUAAGAGUGGUGUGAUUUUGGGUGAUGGAGUUAAGGGGGAGAAGGAUGAAAAGAAUUUACUUGGAAAGCCUAAACUUGGAUUUGGGGGAGGGUUGGGUCAUGGGAUAUAUAAGAAGGGGUUUAAGCAUUAUGGAAAAGGUGGUGGUGGGGGUCUAGGAGGUGGUAUUGGAGGUGGCAUCGGUGGUGGAGGUGGUUUUGGUGGAGGUGGUGGAAUAGGUGGUGGUGGGCUUCGCCACCAUGGAGGGUUAAAAGGUGGUAUUGAUAAAGGAAUUGGUGGUGGUGGCGGGCUAGGUCACCAUAAAGGUUUAGGGGGUGGUUUUGGAGGCGGAAUUGGUGGGGGUCUAGGUCACCAUAAAGGUCUAGGAGGUGGCGUUGGAGGCGGAAUUGGCGGUGGUCUAGGUCACCGUAAAGGUCUAGGAGGAGGAGGAGGACUUGGUGGAGGAGUUGGAGGAGGAGGACUUGGUGGCGGAGCUGGAGGAGGGGGAGGGCUUGGGGGAGGCGGUGGACUUGGUGGAGGGGCAGGUGGUGGUUUUGGAAGUGGUGGUGGACUUGGUGGCGGAGGUCUAGGAGGAGGCGGUGGAGGAGGUUUGGGUGGUGACAGUGGUUUUGGGGGUGGUUCAGGUGGUGGUAUAGGUAGUGGUGGGGGCCUUGGUGGUGGUGGAGGCGGCGGUCUUGGAGGUGGCAGCGGCACCGGUGGAGGUUUUGGAGCAGGUGGAGGCUUUGGAAGUGGUGGUGGCCUUGGAGGCGGAGGAGGAGGAGGUGGUGGUGGUGGUGGUGGUGGCGGCGGUGGGGGGUUUUGGAGGUAA